AUGUACGGAUACGUCUUCAAUGUCCCUCUCCCCAUCCCCACGAACCGCAAGUUCGCACUACCUACCCGCAGCACCCUCUCCCCCUCCCACCACGCCGCCAUCCUAUCCUCCCUCGGCCAACGCCAAAUCGCGCAGCAAUCCAAGAAGGACAUAACACCCGCUCUCCGCUCUUCCAUCAUCUCCGACCUCCAACCUCGCCAGCAUGUCGGCCCGUUCCAGACUCCCACGCAGAAAUCAGAAUGGGUGACGCUAAUGGCCAACGACAAGAAAGAGCAAGCAGAGCAAAUGCAGGCCACCGCAGACAUGUACGGCACCUUUGACGACGCUGCGCGCGCCAUGGCCGACGCCUUGCAAUCUGACCCCGAGCUGGGAUUAUCGCGCGAGGAACAGUGUCGCACAGAUGCUCUCCAAGAGCUCAAGAUAGCGAUCGACGAGAUGCUUUCACUCAUUCACGUCAAGAACUCACAGGAUCUCAAAGCGCACUGUGCGAACGUACACAAUGCCGGGUCGGGCUUCGUCGACGACCAGCUCGUACGCAUCGACGCCAGCCAUCUCGCGCGCGCGUGGGAAAAUCAAGUCUGGGAUCGCACGUAUGAGACGGACUCAAACAUUGACAAAUACGUCGAGCAGAUGGACAUCGACGUUGCGGAUCUCGGACUGUGGGCGCAGCACUUUGACAGCGAGUUGUGCGGGUACGACGUGUUUCGCGAGCACUUGUUCAUGUCCUUUGCAGGCGAUGAGACGGUGUUUGGGCAGAUGAAGAAGGAGGAGGGUAUGUUUGGUGCGUUGAAGAUCAAGUUCACGGCGCCUGCUGCAGCGCAAUGCUUUGUUCCGCGCGGUGCGCGUGGUGUGGAGGACAUUGUGUUCAAGUUUGACGGACUCACUGUUGACGCUGGAUCAUGUUCUGGGGUACGAGAUAGUUCUGGAGACGUGGAGAUGGAAGGCUGA
Parastagonospora nodorum SN15 is the source of this 948-nucleotide messenger RNA. RefSeq lists its product as hypothetical. NCBI's taxonomy places the organism in Eukaryota, Fungi, Ascomycota, Dothideomycetes, Pleosporales, Phaeosphaeriaceae. The transcript has a single exon. The record is from RefSeq and is a predicted model, not a curated record. Bases 1 to 948 code for a protein of 315 amino acids.